AUGCCAGUGAAAAAGCGAAGACUGUCGCCAUCAGCUUCAUCAGCCUCCUCAGCACCUGCCCCCGCCUCUCAGAUCUCAUCUUCUCACCUAGAUGCACCCACACUUUCCAACUUCCCAUCUACUUCGACUCAAGGACUUGCAGGUCCUGGUCCAUCUACACUCUCGCAUCAGUACCAAUCCAGACAGGAAAGAAACGAUGCUGCUGAGAGGAGAUCAUUCGCGCGGACAGGCGCACAGGUACCCGGAAGUGGCGAUGGUCCAGAACAUGGGGAGGAAUGUUACCUAUGGGUGGAUGUUCCUAUUGUGAAGAAUUUCCGAUAUGCACCAUGCGCUAUUUCACCGAUACCAUCACCUCAUCCUAAAUUUCCUUUCCAUCGUACCAUCCCUUACCCAUUGCCAAUACCGCCUGUUCAUAUCUCAUGGCUCGACCGGUCCUCUUAUCUGAGGAUAUCACCAGAUGCCUCGACAAUAUCCAAUGACAGGGGUUUUCGAUCAGCCCGAGCAAACGUAGCGGUCCGUGAGGGAACAUGGUAUUUUGAAGUGAAGAUUGAACGAGGCAGUGGUCCCGCUGGGGGUGGAAAAGGUCAUCUAACUAGUGGUGAUUCUGGGAAUGCCCAUGUAAGGAUAGGGUGGGGAAGAAGGGAAGCAAGUGUCGACGCUCCUGUUGGUGCGGAUGGAUACAGCUAUGCCAUUCGGGAUGUGGGCGGAGACAAAGUCACUUUGGCUAGACCAAAACCCUAUGGCGAAUCAUUUCAAAGCGGUGAUGUGAUAGGCUGUUUGAUUUCAUUGCCAACUCGCCCGUCUUCUGAUAAUCUACCACGGGAAGAUCCAGGCAAAACAAAAAGACAAAGAAGACAUUUCCUGUAUAAGAAUCAAAGCUACUUCGAAAGUGCGGAGUAUAUGCCCGCGAAGGAAAUGGAAGCUUUAGUAGAUAGAGAAGGAAAGUUAGCUGCCGCCCAAAAGGCUGCAGAAGCUGUAGUGAUUAAUGGUAUCACUGACAGCGACAUUUCCAACGGAAUUGGUGUUUCUGCGAAGACCAAAAAGGGAGCUACUACGAAAAAUACAAAGAAACAGAAAGACGAAGCGUCUCAACAUUAUGUUCCGCUAGAAAGAGCACUACGAACGCUCAAAGGAUCAAGAAUUGAAUUUUUCAAAAAUGGGAAACCUUUUGGAAUUGCUUUCGAGAAUUUAUACGAUUUUCCACCAUUACCACCACUCUACCAUUCUUCAUUACACGAAAAAAGAUCGCAAGAUGAUGAGAUAAUGCAUGAUGAUGGCACAAUGGGUUACUUUCCCAUGGUCUCUUGCUUCGGCAAAGGAAAAGCUCGAUUUAAUCCAGGUCCGCAAUUCGCUUUUCCGCCCUCUGGUUAUCAAACAACCAGGAUUGACGAAAAACUUGCGGAAGUGCCAAUGGUCGGAAUCCAGCAAAACAUUAGACCAAUAUGUGAACGAUGGGAAGAGUUCAGACAGGAGGAAAUGAGAUAUGAUGAAAAGGAUGAAGCUGAAGGAACAGAAAGACUGAAAGAAAUCUUGGAAGAAGAGGAAAAAGCCAGAGUCAGAGCUGCUUUAGCAGGAGGUGUUGCCAAGAAAAAGAGAGGAUUAGGGAAAAAGAAAAAGGUCGAGGUUACCGAAAGUCAUGGAGCUGGUUUUGCGUCCAGAGGAGGUACUUUGACUCCCGCUCCUGAAGAAGCUAAUCGAGUGGCUCCUGAUCCUGAGUACCCAUCGGUGAAAGACGAAGCAGAAGCCAGAUCAGCCUCGGUCGCACGAACAAUACCACCCACACGAGAUUCAUCUCCUGCAUCGACCAAGUUUUAUAGUGAAACCGACAAGCAGACCGCUGACGUGGUAGAAGAUACACCCAAGUCACCAGGUUCUGUCGAUCAUCAUUUGAAAGAUGAAAAGUACGUUGAAGUUGAUGCACAAUCAUUACUCGUUGACGGGAAUGAGCAUACACCUCAUGAGAGCGGAGAGGAUGAGGAGGAAGGGGUAGAAUGGUAA
Molecule: messenger RNA, 1998 nt
Organism: Kwoniella shivajii
Lineage: Eukaryota; Fungi; Basidiomycota; Tremellomycetes; Tremellales; Cryptococcaceae
Exons: 2
Coding region: 1-1998 (665 amino acids)
Cellular component (GO): Set1C/COMPASS complex
Molecular function (GO): transcription cis-regulatory region binding; protein binding
Source: RefSeq, a predicted model, not a curated record